AUGAGAGGAAACCCUAAAGCUAAUACAAUAAAAAAACAGCAAGCACUAGAAAAGCAAAAAAAGUAUCUGAAACGGAAAAUUGUAGAUGAAGAAACGGACGAUGAAGAAUGGAAAUCUGAUGGCUCCAGUAACAAUUUUGAGCAUGAAGUGCAUCCAUCAGGUUUUGAAGAAUUUGAUGAGAUUCCAGUUGAAGGAGAUUAUGUCUUAACCGAAUUUGCAACCGAAAAUUCCAAACCAAAAAAGUUUAUUAUAUAG
Acanthoscelides obtectus is the source of this 255-nucleotide messenger RNA. Lineage: Eukaryota; Metazoa; Arthropoda; Insecta; Coleoptera; Chrysomelidae. The record is from the annotation of a GenBank genome assembly.